Messenger RNA from Cephus cinctus (wheat stem sawfly), 3387 nucleotides. It is a transcript of the gene vvl, whose product is annotated as POU domain protein CF1A. The record is from RefSeq and is a predicted model, not a curated record. Gene Ontology annotation, biological process: regulation of transcription by RNA polymerase II; brain development. Gene Ontology annotation, cellular component: nucleus. The transcript has a single exon. Gene Ontology annotation, molecular function: DNA-binding transcription factor activity, RNA polymerase II-specific; RNA polymerase II cis-regulatory region sequence-specific DNA binding. NCBI's taxonomy places the organism in Eukaryota, Metazoa, Arthropoda, Insecta, Hymenoptera, Cephidae. Bases 1343 to 2698 code for a protein of 451 amino acids.
CGAGCUGCGAGGCGAGGCAGUCAGUCGCUCUCAGCUACGACAUGCAUAACGCAUGAGAGCCAGCGAUCUCUUUCUUUCUCUCUGUGUAUAUCUGUCCCUCGCGACGUAUUCCUGUGUGCCGUGACGACCGAGAGCGGACGGUGAAACCUCGCGAUAGAGCGAGCGUGCUUUUAGUUACGGUGGAUGAGUGCAACGCGUAGUCCUCGAUGCCACUGUCGUGGCGAAACGUGCGUUUUUUAAUUUUUUGAUUUGCCCCCCGGGUGAAAAUUCGCGGGAGAAUAAUAAAAUAGGUCGUCGUGUCGUAACGGGAGUAUCGUAUGGAAACGCGGCUGAAGGAAUAUCCGAUAUAAGUCUCGAACGGAUAUUCGAUAAGGGAGCGAUUGAUUUCGUAAGUGCGCGGACCCUGAGGGUAGACGAACGUCUGGAAUAUCUUGUAUUUUUUUUUGGUGACGUUUCAAUACGGCCUGCAAUACGCGGUGCCGUUGUGUGGAUUUUAUCGGGAUUAUCGUCUGGGUGAUCUGGGUAAAAAUUUUGGCUGUGGUGUAAACCGGCUUCUGUUGGAUUUAUAUGAUCUACGUGGACGAACUGGCCCGAGGGUGCUAGAGGUCACCCUUUGGCCCGCCUUGAAAUUGGAUCGUUCGUCGUUUAAGGAUUAUCACCGGACAACUGGGAAAUAUGGACGCUAAUAGUAACGAUAUCGUUGAUAAUGUGCUGCGAGAUGUAGAGUGUUGCGAUCAGAGAAUAAUUAAUUCGAGAUCGUACAGUGACUGAGAGACAUCUUGGAUAACAGUGAUUUAUCAAAGACUGGUUACCAGCACAGCUACAGCUAGUAAAUAUACGAGCCGCUCGGCAGACCGAGCCAUUGCUCUCUCUCACCUCCGUGAUCAGCGGGGUGGAGAUUAUCGUUUGUUAAGUUGAUUGGAUACCGUCGGAUAGACCCGGUGUUAUUGUCGAAAGAAUUAAAUAAUCAGGACUGACUUUGACAGAGGGCAGAAGCUCGUGGCGGAUAUAGCGAAGUCCCGCCAGGGUGGAAAGCCGCGUGUGCCCCAUCGGUGGUGGCCGCGACGGCGGAGGAAACGCAGACGGUGCUGGAUAGGUUAUCCUCAUCAUCCUCUGGGAGCAAAGGAAAAGGAGGAGAAGGCAGAUAGUGGAUUGUUACAGUUUGCGGGUAGUAAAUAAUAUCUCGAAGUUUCGGAAGAGCGUAAGAAGUGCAAGUGAUUAUUAAGGACAGUAAAGAAAAGUGUAAAGUCGCGUUGUAGGGUGGCUAAGAAGAAGAGAUUGCGGAAGGGUAUCACCUUGAGGCUAGGGCCAGGUGACCCAGGGGGUAAGCGCCAGGGAGUAGAUGGCUGCUACUACGUACAUGCCGGUUAGUAGUGCAGUGUCAGCCGACCUGGAUGGUGGUUCGGGAUCCGCGAUCGGGAUGAACAUCGCCGUGGGUGGCUACUCCUCGGGCUCGCCCCGCAGCGCCGCCGACGCUGGCGAGAUGAAGUACAUGCCCGCGCCCCAGCAUCAUCACCACCAUCACCAUCACCAUCAGGUAUCCUCGUCGCCGUCGCCAAAUGGACUCUCGCAUCCGGCGAGUCUCUCGUCGGCGAAUCCGUGGGUCAGCCUGCAACCUGGCAGCGACCCUUGGACAGCGUCAAUGGGGAUGCAUCACACGACGCAUCACUCCCAUCAUCAUCCGCACCAAGGGAACACGAGCCUCGACGUCAAGCCGUUGACAGCCGCAGCGUCCGCCAAUGAUUCCGUACAGAGUAUGCACCAUCGUGGACCUCAUCAGUCACCCGGGAUGGCAUCGCCGCACUCCUGGCACGCCCCCGUCGUACCCUCGGCGCAUUAUAAUCCAAGCGGCGGCGCGGCGUCGCCGACCACCCUGCAGCAGUACCACGCGGCUAUGAACGGCAUGCUUCAUCAGCAUCCCCAUCAGCACCCUCACCAGCUACACAAUCAUCAGACGGGUCUACCGCAUCAUCUUAGGGACGCUCACAAUCACAGUCCACCCCCAGGACAUCCUCUGCAUCCUGGACACCCUCUCGACAGGGAUCACAGUGCCGGCGAAGAGGACACACCUACGUCCGACGAUCUCGAAGCCUUCGCCAAGCAGUUCAAGCAACGACGGAUCAAGCUGGGAUUCACCCAGGCCGACGUUGGCCUCGCCCUGGGUACCCUCUACGGCAACGUCUUCUCGCAGACGACGAUAUGCAGGUUCGAGGCGCUUCAGCUCUCCUUCAAGAACAUGUGCAAGUUGAAACCGCUUUUGCAAAAGUGGCUGGAGGAGGCAGACUCGACGACGGGCUCGCCGACGAGUAUCGACAAGAUAGCCGCUCAGGGUCGCAAGAGGAAAAAGAGGACCUCCAUCGAGGUGUCCGUUAAGGGCGCCCUGGAGCAACACUUUCACAAGCAGCCAAAACCCUCGGCCCAGGAAAUCACGAGUCUCGCGGACAGUCUUCAGCUGGAGAAGGAAGUGGUGCGCGUGUGGUUCUGCAAUCGACGGCAGAAGGAGAAGAGGAUGACGCCGCCCAACACGCUAGGCGACGGUAUGAUGGAAGGAAUGCCACCGGGACAUCAGGGACAAGGUGGACUGCACCAAGGAUACCAUCCGCAGGAUCAUCUACACGGCUCGCCCAUGGGACACAGUCAUAGUCCUCCCAUCCUGAGCCCUCAGAGUCUCACGGCACAUUCCCUUGCGGCGCACUAGCGUUCGCCCGGGCCUCCCCCAUUAGGCCUUGCAAUAACCUCGCAAGCGGCUAACUCAUCUGCGGAUGGUUUGCCGCCGUUCUACCAUCAUUACCUCCAGGCGCGCACGAGUUACUCGACUUCGUAGCUUCGCGAGAACUACGUAUCGUCAUCGUGAUCGUCGUCGUCGUCUCAAGGUGUCAGCUUUGCCGAUACGCCAUACGAAUGGAUGUAAUCAAGAACGUUCAACGGAACCGAGCGAGGUUCAUAAGGCUUAAAUAAUACAAGUUACUAGAGACAUAUAAACGCGCAGCCAUUUUAAACGGGGAGGCUAGCAAAACUGCAAUCGGGUGUGUCGUGUUCUUAAAAACGAGAAAAAAGAAGCGUUUCUCUUCUGAAUCCACAAUUAAUUAAGUAUAUCAUUCCUCGUGAGGUCACAAGAAGCCCCACGCCCAUGGGCUAUUCCUUGAAACCAAUAAUUUUAUGUCGAGGAGCGGAUUUCGUACGGCCGGACAAUUACGUAUAAUGACAUUUGUGAAUAAAAGCCGUCGGUCAGGACAUUCGGUGUACGGGGAUGAAUCAUCGUGACGGACCUGGUGCAUUCUCGAGGAUAAAUGGAUCACGUAUACGAAUCUCUUAUGUUCGUAUGGGAUGUGUUUUCGCGAUCAGUGCCGUAGAGUUCGCGAGGGACUUUGGUGAGAGGUGUACCCC